This is a messenger RNA of Cadophora gregata, 3774 nucleotides long. RefSeq lists its product as uncharacterized. Bases 1 to 3774 code for a protein of 1257 amino acids. Gene Ontology annotation, molecular function: structural constituent of nuclear pore. The transcript is spliced from 4 exons. Lineage: Eukaryota; Fungi; Ascomycota; Leotiomycetes; Helotiales; Ploettnerulaceae. Gene Ontology annotation, biological process: nuclear pore organization; protein import into nucleus. Gene Ontology annotation, cellular component: nuclear pore transmembrane ring. The record is from RefSeq and is a predicted model, not a curated record.
AUGAACGGAACACCUCGCCUGCGGUCUGCGUACCCAUCUACUCCAAAAAGUGCCCACCGAACUCCUGACACGCCAGAUUCCACUCAAGAUGCUCCCAGAGUACGAUCGCCCUUACCGAAUCUCCCAACGGCCACGCCGACAGCUGCAGCUCCUACAUCGAGCAGUAUGCCGGUAAUUCCAGUCAAUCUCAUCGAUGCCCCGACUCAGCGGAUGUGUACAUUGGCCAUCUACGGAAUCCUUCUCGCCUGGCGCAUCUACGAUUGGUUGACGCUCAUGCAGGAAGAGACAUCUUCCCUUGGCUAUUUUGUCAAGUGGUUCGUUUUGGAUGGCAUUUUCUUAUAUGGCAUACCUCUUAUGCGCAUACCAUGGCUAGAAUGGUCGGAAACAACGUCGUCGCUGGCCUGGGCACUGCAUACUGGUAUGGAUGCCAUGCUGAUGUUCCGUGUCCCCCUCCCGAUUGAAGGAUGGCUCAUGGCCAUGGCCAAAACCUUCUUCGACAGUGAGAUCUCCGUUUCGGAGCACAGUGUUCGGGCUAGCAACAUCUUACACAACUCGUCUCUGAUUAUGGGCAAGCAGAUUAUCAAUGUUUUGCCGGAAGGGACUGUUACUAUGAACCCAGAGCAACUCUCCUUCUGCAUUGACAGCACCAACCCCGUGGCCAACAUACCACUGUAUUUCAACCAGACCAAACCGAAGUCUGUCGAGUUGAUGAGGAUCGACUUCGACACAAACCUGAACGAAACUAUUGUGCUGUCGCAUAAAGAAAUAAAUAAUGCCCGAAAGACCAACAUCGACUCGCUCUUAAGCAUGAACUACCUCGCCAAGAAACCCGGCCUUUACAGGCUGCAGAAGGUCAUGGACAAGACUAAACUGGAAGUACAGCGCAGAAUGUCCGAUACACUUGUUGUGACCUGCCCCAAGGCUGUCGUCAAAUCGAUGGGCGGAGAUCGAUGCCUCGGCGAUCUCUCUGACUUGACCAUGGAAAUUGAAGGCACUCCACCACUUAAGAUCGUCUAUAGUCGCACUGUGAAUAGCGACCAGAGUGUGCACCACUUCCAAAGCAUACAGCCAGAGAACUUUGCGUCUCCUCUCCUUGGAUAUGCAGGCGAAGGGACAUUGGUCAGAGCUGGCUCUCGGGAUGUUUCAUGGGCACGUUCUCAUCGUAUCACAGUACCGUUGAAUGAGUCAAUGAUGCCAAGCGGUCUAUGGCUUUACUCAGUUGAUGAGAUCCACGACGCUACGGGAAAUGUGGCGAACUUUUCCUCAGAGUUGGAUGACAUCGACCAUGUCUAUCCCAAAGGUGCACAUCUUGAGCAAUCGUUUACGGUUCACGAAAGACCCUUCGCCAAGCUGACGACCUGCGAUUCUCGAAAUCCGUUGAGGGUGGCCAAUGGAUUGACCGCGCAGCUGCCAGUCGGAUACUCAACUCCGGGGCGGACUCCUGAUGACACCUCGCACACCGUCACAUGGAAAUUUUCACCCCUGGAUUCAUUGACCAAGAGUGGAGACCAUGGCGAUGAAGUUGUGUUAGAAGAAUUCUUCGCUAAAGCAGCCCACAACACACCAACUAUCCGCCAACCUGGACUCUACACCUUGACAGGAGUAAGGAGCAAGUUUUGCCAGGGGGAGAUUAGAGAGCCGGCGUCAUGUCUACUAGUGAAUCCACCCGAGCCUAGAUUGUCUCUUAGUGCCGAGAAUAUCAACGACAAAUGUGCCGGAAACUCGAUCGGCUUGCUGGUGGAUCUCGAUCUCAUUGGCUCACCACCUUUCGUUGUGAAGUACGACAUUGUAACGAAGAGUGGAAAACAAACUGAGACGAUCACGAUCGAUGCUUUGCGAUACCAACUGGAGCUUAGGCCAAGAGAGGCUGGCCAUUUCAAGUACUUAUUCACGUCCAUCGACGACUCGGUAUACAAGGGCCACAAUUUGGGCGGUACUGACAUGGUACUUCAGCAGGAUGUGAAACCCCCUGCUUCGGCUCAUCUCCGACGCCCAUCGGGCCCAAUUGACGCAUGUAUCGAGGAACCUGUCGAGAUGAAUGUGGAAUUAUCUGGGGAGAAGCCUUUCACCUUAGAGUAUGAAAUUGUCCAUGAGGGAAAGAGGAAAAAGAUUAGAGAGACAAACAUCGAAACAGACAUCUUCAACAUCAAGACCGAUCCCAUAUCACAAGGUGGAGACUAUCUCCUAGCGCUUACAAGUGUUCAAGAUAAGACUGGCUGUAAGAUUUUCUUGAAUAGCGAGGUCAAGUUUACGGUGAGACGGCAGAGGCCGAGGAUCUCAUUUGGACAUCUGGAGGGCAAACACAAGACUGUCGAGAUUGAAGGCAGGCAGAUCGCAUUACCUCUGCGUCUUACUGGUCGACCACCUUGGUCAAUUAAAUAUCGCAAUCUUGAUGACCCGUCCGGAAAGGUUUUCGAACACACCGCAAGACUUACCAAUGAUGUGGUUAAAGUGAGCCAACAGGGCACGUACGAGAUUUUGGAGGUAUCCGAUGAUCAGUGCCCUGGAACUGUGGAACCUGCAGCAUCUCAGUUCCAGGUUGCAUGGUUCCCACGACCACAAAUCAAGAUGGCAGAUUCUGCUGUCCUCAUCCCAGAUGGCAACAGAUAUGUGAAGCGUGAGGUCUGUGAGGGUGACAUUGACGCAGUAGAGGUCAACCUCAUCGGAUCAGCCCCAUACAACGUCAAGUACCAGGUCCGACACAAGCCAAUGCAAGGUUCGGGUUCCAUUAUCAACAAGGAAUUCGAGGCUGCCCUUGGACUUGCGACUAUUUCCAUGGACACAAGCAAAGCAGGAAGCUACGAGUACAGAUUCUCAGAACUGUCUGACGCUCUAUAUGAUCACGAGACGAAGAAAUAUACGCCUGUGAUCCUUGAGCAGAAGGUCAAUCGCAAGCCUUCAGCUCACUUCCUUAAGCCAGGCCAGUCGUACAAAUAUUGCAAAGAGGAACUGGAUGGCAAUGAGGUCAUUCCAAUUGAGCUGGAAGGUGUCCCCCCAUUCAGCUUAGAAGUUGAUGUCAAGCACCAAGGGAGCUCUCGACCAGAGACCGUCAAGAUACCAAAUGUAGAGUCGAGGCAGUAUGAUUUCAAAAUUCCUCAUAACGUACUGUCCCUCGGUAUCCACCAAGUCAGUGUACGGAAAGUUCGCGAUGCACAUGGCUGCCAGCAGAAAACCGAAUAUGGAGCACCGCAUGUGCAGGUUCAGGUCUAUGACGUCCCAGUCAUUCAUUCCUUGGACCAACGCACAGACUACUGUGUCGGAGAUCGAAUCUCAUACACUUUGUCCGGGACUGCACCUUUCGACAUUUGGCACACUUUUGAGGGCAAAUCGAGAACCGCCAAAUCUCAGAGUACAACAUUCCGGCGUAUCGCCGAGGCACCUGGUAAUUUCACUAUCACUGCUGUGAAAGAUAGAGCGAGCGACUGUAAGGCUACCACCAAGAUCGAGAAGAUAAUUCACCCAAUGCCAAGUGUCAAAAUCAGCAAAGGAAGACAGAUUGAGGUGGACAUCCAUGAGGGUGGAGAGGCAGAGAUUCUGUUCGAAUUCUGGGGUACUCCACCUUUUGAAUUCACGUACACAAGAAGUACCAAUGCUCGUAAAGGGCAGCGGUCCCAGAUUCUAGAGACCAGGCACGAGGUUUCUGAGGAGCAUAGCAUGUCCAUCCGAGCCUCACAAGAGGGCACAUACGAGGUGGUAGCUAUCAAGGACAAGUUCUGCUCGUUCUCCACCCAACGAGCCGAGGUGGGAAGCAAGCAGAAACUUCUACAAUUCUAA